Molecule: messenger RNA, 810 nt
Organism: Closterium sp. Naga37s-1
Lineage: Eukaryota; Viridiplantae; Streptophyta; Zygnematophyceae; Desmidiales; Closteriaceae
Source: the annotation of a GenBank genome assembly
AUGAAGGGCUUUCAGGAACGUCUCGCAUUCUUCUCCUUCGCCAUCUGUGUGCUCUUCUUCGUCUCCUGUGACGCGGUUCCCAUCUUCAUCCAGGAGCGAAACAUCUUCCUUCGAGAAACAAGCAGCAGCGCCUACCGCCCGUCCACCUACCUCCUCUCCUCCACGCUCGUCUAUCUCCCCCUACACCUGCUCAUGGCGCUCACUCUCGUGCUCGAGGCCUGGUGGUGCCUGGGGCUGCAGGGGGGAGCUGAAGGCUUCUGCUUCAUGGUGCUUGCGUGUUUUGCCAUGCUGUUUACUGGGAAUGCCAUCGCCACAUGCGUCAGCAUCUGCAUCAACCAUGUUGUCCUGGCCUAUGCAGUGGCCAUCGCUCUCAUGGCAUACUUUGCUCUCCUCAGCGGGUUCUACAUCGACAGGGAGAGCAUCCCAGACGGCUGGGUCUGGCUGCACUACCUCUCGCCCAUGAAGUAUGCGUAUGAGGCCCUGGCCAUCAACGAGUUUGGCAGGCCCGGAGGUCCCUGCUACUUGGAAGCUGGCACAAUGUUUGAUAAUACACCUGUGGCGCCGUAUCUAAACGCAACCAGAAUCAACAAGGCCAUGAUGGGGAUGCGGCAGGUGCUGGCUGGUACUCCUUAUAGCAAAAUCACUACAAGCACGUGUUUGCGGGACGGGCCGCAGCUGCUAACGACUACACUGGCGGUGAAUCAACUCGACAUGUGGGAGAACGUGGCAGUGCUGUUGGGUUUUGGGGUGUUCGUGCGGUUUGUCACAUUUCUGCUCCUGGUGCGGUUCAGUAAAGCUAAGCAGCAGUGA